This is a messenger RNA of Suncus etruscus (white-toothed pygmy shrew), 1930 nucleotides long. RefSeq names its product major facilitator superfamily domain containing 4B (gene SLC60A2). The record is from RefSeq and is a predicted model, not a curated record. Gene Ontology annotation, biological process: transmembrane transport. NCBI's taxonomy places the organism in Eukaryota, Metazoa, Chordata, Mammalia, Eulipotyphla, Soricidae.
AUGGUAACAGCAUUACAUCUAAAGGAGAAAGACAAAUACCAGAUGAUUUCACCCAUAAAGAACCCAUCCCACUGGCGCGGGUCGCCUCAGUUCACUACAAAAAAAAAAAAAAAAAAAGCAGCCCUCAACAGCACCGCCCACUUCUGGCGCGAGGCGGGCCGCGAUUGGCUGCAGAGCAAAGUCCCGCCUCCCCGCCUGCGCAGGCGCAAUGCGCGCCGGCGCGCGCUCCCUUCAGAGGAGAGAAGCCGGGGGGCUGCGGCGCCGCGUGUCCCGAGCCGCCAAGCUGGAGGUGGAACUGGGAGCCGUGGGGGGCGAGGCCCCGGCUGCGGACCGGCGGCUCGGGCCGAGCCCGGAGAAGGGGUCCCGGCGCGGCGAGCGGGGCGAGGGCCGGCUGCGCUGGGACUAAGUAUUGCUAUACUGGGGCCCACAUUUCAAGAUUUAGCAAAAAACGUGAACCGCAACAUCAGCAGUCUCUCUUUGGUUUUUGUGGGCCGAGCCUCUGGAUAUUUGGGUGGCUCUGUGAUUGGAGGAGUUCUUUUUGACACUAUGAAUCACUUUCUACUUUUGGGAGUCUCAAUGUUGGCUACCACAGCUGGUCUUUAUUUUGUUCCAUUUUGUAAAACUGCAGUCUUGCUGAUUAUUAUGGUUUCCAUCUUUGGUGUUUCAAUGGGCAUUCUGGAUACAGGUGGAAACGUCCUGAUCCUGGCUCUUUGGGGGGAGAAAGGAGCCCCACACAUGCAGGCCUUACACUUCAGUUUUGCCUUUGGUGCCUUUGUGGCUCCACUGCUGGCCAAGUUGGCACUGGGCACAACAGUGUCUGCCAAAAAUCACACAGAAGCCAACUUGAACCAUUCUGCCCUUAGCCAUUCAUCUGGAGCUGACUCUGGUUCUCUUCUGGAAGUGCCAGAUGAUCUGAAUUUGUUAUUGACCUACACUGUUAUUGGGACUUACAUUUGUGUAGUUUCUUUCUCCUUUUUUGCCUUGUUUUUCAAGGAAAAUGCAAAACGGGGAAAGGUAAAAGCAUCUGCUCAGAGAUCUCGAAGAGCUAAGUAUCAUGUUGCUCUUCUUUGUCUUCUGUUCAUCUUUUUCUUCUUUUAUGUUGGAGCUGAAGUCACAUACGGUUCUUAUGUUUUCUCAUUUGCUACAACUUAUGCUGGCAUGACAGAAAGUGAAGCAGCUGGGUUGAACUCCAUCUUCUGGGCCACCUUUGCAGCCUUCAGGGGUCUGGCCAUCUUUUUUGCUACAUGUUUACAACCUGGGACCAUGAUUGUGUUGAGCAACAUUGGCUGCCUAACUUCUUCUAUAUUUCUCGUACUUUUCAACAAGAACCGAAUCUGUCUCUGGAUAGCCACUUCAGUCUAUGGGGCCUCAAUGGCGACCACUUUUCCCAGUGGUGUUUCUUGGAUUGAGCAGCACACAACCAUCCAUGGGAAAUCUGCAGCAUUUUUUGUAGUUGGUGCUGCCCUAGGAGAAAUGGCUAUUCCUGCAGUCGUUGGAAUUCUUCAAGGAGAAUACCCAGAUUUGCCGGUGGUUUUGUAUACCUGUUUGGCAGCAGCAGUAGCCACUGCUGUUUUAUUCCCUGUGAUGUACAGCCUUGCAUCAGUCAAGAACAGAAGCAUGUCGGGAAGAGUUAGAAAGCUUUCUAGCACUGGGCUGAAUGACUAUGAGGAUGCCAAAGAUGAAGAAUGUGUGGAAAAAUGGAAUGAAAUGACUUGUGAAGUACCUAAAUACUUGAGUAUAAGCCGACCCCCCCCCCCCAAAUUUUACCCUAAAAACUGGGGAAGCUUAGUAACUUGAAUAUAAGCUGAGGUGGAAAAUGUAGCAGCCACUGGUAAAUUUUAAAAAUAAAAAAUAUAUUAUUUUAGAUCACAGACCCAAAACAAUUACAAUAAUUGAGGAAUCAGUACUACGUUAAAUGUUUUUCAGUAUU